Messenger RNA from Lytechinus variegatus (green sea urchin), 919 nucleotides. RefSeq names its product echinoidin-like. Gene Ontology annotation, molecular function: signaling receptor activity. The coding region runs from base 82 to 666 and encodes 194 amino acids. Lineage: Eukaryota; Metazoa; Echinodermata; Echinoidea; Temnopleuroida; Toxopneustidae. The record is from RefSeq and is a predicted model, not a curated record. The transcript is spliced from 3 exons.
GUUUUAAUGUGCCGAGGAUCACAAUUUGUGAUUCGUCCAAGAACUCGUGUCUACAAGAAACGUUUAGUAAAGGAUUAAUGUAUGUUCUUUGUGAUGGAGCUUUAUAGGAGUACGUUCCUUCUAGCAUGUCUAGCCGCAUCGGCUAUCAUCCUGCUUGUCUGUCCCACCGGGGCGCUGGCCGGAUGUUGUUGCCCGACUUUUUGGACUGCCUUCGAUCAUCAUUGUUAUAGGUUCUUUAGCCAAAAUUCGACUUGGAACGAAGCUGAGCGGUUUUGCCAGUCUUACACCGUACCUUCUCUCAGUGGCGAGGCAACAAGUCCGGACACAAUGGCUCACUUGGUGUCGAUUCAUUCUCAGCCCGAACAAAACUUCAUCAAUAUUCUCUACGAAUCCUCUCGGAGGAAGUCGAGUGAUUCUUUGGAUCUUCAUGGUGGUCUCUGGCUCGGUCUUCACGAUCGGUUAAUGGAAGGUGAUUUCGUGUGGUCAGACGGAACCCCUAUGGACUUUCAUGCCUGGGCACCAGGACAACCCGACUCCAGCACAAGGGAUUCCAACUGUGGUGUCGUGCGAUCAAGUACGCACACCGGGCUCUGGCGCGAUGGGCCGUGUAUCCAACCACCGACAGGAAUAAUCCAUUACUUCAUCUGUAAACUACCGAUGUGGUAGAAGAAUUACGUUCACCACAAACUCUGGACGGAAUUGAUUAUCACAGUUACAUCUCCUGUAAAAUCAAUGAUGGACCUAAUUCACUCUUAUUUGGUUGCAGAAUGUCGUUGGAGCGUUUUGAUAGGGGAUGGACGGGGAAUAAAACAUAUAAAGACCUAUAGUUGCCGACAUUAUGCCCGGGGGCACUUCCAUUCACGAGUGGAUACUAUGCGCGACCAUGGGGUCUCGAAAAGCACCCUAAACACGUAAUUUC